AGAUUGCAUUAUAUGAAGUGAGACAAAGGUAGAUUUGGCCACCAGGCUCCCGUUACGCAGCACCGUCGCCUUGACGUUUUACAGAGGUCACAGGGUAUUAACAUUGGUUACGCCGAAGGUGGGAUACGUGCGGGGCGUAUCUGCUGUGGGCUUUGUGAACGUUGCGACAUCGCAUUGAUUGCGAUUGUGCGUCGUCAGCUUAGCAUCCCCUUUCUGUCAGGAAUUCGGGGACUUGAAGACAUGAAGACCGAGAGAAAAGAUGGGCACCACAAGGGGGUGCAGCAGGCUCCACAAGGUAUGAUGACACCCAGUCAUGACCACAGACGUACUUCCGAACCAGCAUACUCAGCUGAGGUCCAGGCGCCGCUCAGCCCUCCGUCGGCGCUCAUCAGCGACGACGAGCUGGUGACCAUCAGCGUGCGGGACCUGAACCGCCAGCUCAAGAUGCGCGGCCUUAGUCGCGAGGAGAUGGUCAAGAUGAAGCAGCGCCGCCGCACGCUCAAGAACAGAGGCUACGCCGCCAGCUGCCGCGUCAAGCGGCUGGAGCAGAAGGACGAGCUGGAGACGGAGAAGUCGACCGAAGAGCACGAGCGGCUGCGCACCAUCGACGACAACCGGCGUAUGCGCGAGGAGAUCGAAGCCUACUACCAGAAGUACGAGGCCAUCCGCAAGUUUGCCCAGGAGAAGAACAUCCCGCUCCCUCCCGAUCUGGAGCACGACGUGCCGCGAAUUUAGCUGCAGCGUCUCGUGCGUUGUGUUGGUGUGAUGCGGCUGCUGGGCGGGUUUUCAGCUGCGCGUGUUGGGCUUCCGACCGGUGUGGUCAGGUGCGUGCCGACGAACAACCGCGUGGCGUGGGCCUGGACGGUUCUCAAGUGCGGUGCUCAAUGAGGUGCUACGGGUGCGUUGAGAUGUGUGGCACGAAUGGGAUGGGAGUGCAGCGACUUGAAUCGCGAACAGGCCCCGGUUGUCGUAUAUGGUUAUUUUACGCAAUUGGGAGUGCGAAAUCGUGUUAUGAGUGUGCACCAUCACGUGCGCCCCGUUCUUUGGUGUAAGGGGUGAGCAAGGCCGGCAUGGUACCCAUGGGGCGGGUACAUGUGGGCACCAGCUGUACGAGGCAGAGUGGAGUCAUGGCCGAUUCCAGGAUGGUGUCUGUACUAAGCACGUAUUUGAGAAGUGUUUGUUGGCGGGCGAAGCCUUACGCGACUUGGUAAACAUAACUGCACAGCUUGCUGAUGAUUUCGUUACUUUUACGUCGGGGAGUGAAUGUUUUUAUUACGCUGCUGCAAGCGUGCCGUGAAUAUGAUGCGGAGUGUCGUCCAAUAAAGAUAGUUUUACACAUAAU
Pollicipes pollicipes is the source of this 1342-nucleotide messenger RNA. Its product is annotated as transcription factor MafG. Gene Ontology annotation, cellular component: nucleus. The record is from RefSeq and is a predicted model, not a curated record. Gene Ontology annotation, biological process: regulation of transcription by RNA polymerase II. Bases 241 to 735 code for a protein of 164 amino acids. Gene Ontology annotation, molecular function: DNA-binding transcription factor activity, RNA polymerase II-specific; RNA polymerase II cis-regulatory region sequence-specific DNA binding. Lineage: Eukaryota; Metazoa; Arthropoda; Thecostraca; Pollicipedomorpha; Pollicipedidae. The transcript has 4 exons.